This is a messenger RNA of Nymphaea colorata (pocket water lily), 736 nucleotides long. RefSeq lists its product as uncharacterized. Lineage: Eukaryota; Viridiplantae; Streptophyta; Magnoliopsida; Nymphaeales; Nymphaeaceae. The transcript has 6 exons. The record is from RefSeq and is a predicted model, not a curated record. The coding region runs from base 94 to 447 and encodes 117 amino acids.
CGAACCGGGAGUAUUGGUUCGACCCGUUCACAUAUCUAAAGAGGCGGCGGGCCGUAAAACCUGCCAGCUCCCCAAUUCCGACUUCCCCGAGCAAUGGACGAGGCUGAAUUCCGACGUCUCCUUGAUCUUUUCCCUGUCGUCCGAUCGCGAUCUUAUUGUGCAGAUGAUGAAGCAUCGAAAGCGUCGACAUCCCGAGAGGCGAGAGAGGAGGUAGCUCGAUGGCAGGAAGCGUGGGGUGAAGCGGAGAGGAAGGAAGAUCUGGAAAUCGACAUCAAUGAUCCAUUCUGGGGAAAAUUAAGGUCGGCAGCAGAGAGAAAGGUAAGCUCAGAAGAGGCAGAAAGGUUCUGCAAUGCCUUUCAGAUGGUUCACAAGAAAUUUGUGUAUGAAGCACUUAGCUCAGAUGCUGCUAACAGGAUCCUCCAUUCAUCUGGAAAAUCAACAAGAUGACGUUAAUACUUGAGGCCCGUUUGGAUGACAACCCCACAACUCGUUUUUGUGAAAACCAGGUUAUUGAGAUUGUAGUUUUAUAACCUGGUUUAGAAAGUAGUGAGACUCCCGGUUUAGGUGCUUGGCUGAGAACUCCCCUUGGUUUUCACAAAAUUUUUGGAUGACAAAAUGAACUUCGUUUUGGUAGUGAGAAUGUAAAUGAUAAUUAUGCACAAUUAUGUCACUUUUAAUAACCUGGUUGUCACUUUGCUGCAGGUAUAAUAUUUAUAAUUUCAAUAUCUUGGUUUCA